Molecule: messenger RNA, 930 nt
Organism: Cynara cardunculus var. scolymus (artichoke)
Lineage: Eukaryota; Viridiplantae; Streptophyta; Magnoliopsida; Asterales; Asteraceae
Product: protein WUSCHEL-like
Exons: 3
Coding region: 1-930 (309 amino acids)
Biological process (GO): plant organ development
Molecular function (GO): DNA-binding transcription factor activity; DNA binding
Source: RefSeq, a predicted model, not a curated record
AUGGAAACUCAACAACAACAACAACAACAAACAGACAUUCAAGAUUUAGGGAACAAAAACAGUAGCAGUUAUGUAUGCAGGCAAAGCAGUACGAGGUGGACGCCCACAAGUGAUCAGAUCAGAAUUCUGAAAGAACUUUACUACAACAAUGGGAUCAGAUCACCAACGGCUGAUCAGAUCCAGAGAAUCGCUGCUCAACUCAGACAGUACGGCAAGAUUGAAGGCAAGAAUGUGUUUUAUUGGUUUCAGAACCAUAAAGCUCGUGAAAGGCAAAAGAAACGGUUCACUCCUGCUCCACCACCACCGUCCUCCACCACCACCCUCCUCCCAUCUCCCUUCUCUGAUCAUACUCACCAGCAUAUCAACCACCAUCUACCCACCGCUGCUGCUAUGCAAAUUCAAUCUCACCACCCCCACUAUCACCAUCAAGAACCACCACACGUCUAUAGCCACCAACACAAGCUCUACACCACACAUCACAUUGGGGUUGGUUCUUCUUCUUCUUCUUCGCAAGGAGUGAUGGCUGUUGGGUGUGGCUAUGGAUCUGUUGCCAUGGAGAAGAGCUUCAGGGAGUGUUCAAUAUCACCGCCGGAAGAGAGUAUGGCCACCGGAGGAGUUGGCCGGAAUUUCGGAUCAAGAUCACGGGUUGGUGUCGAUUCAUGUUCUUUCUUUGACACAAUCAAGCCAACAACAUACGACAUCUUAGAGAACCAUAAUCAAGACGAAGAACAAGAAGAAGGAGAGACUUCAACACAGAUUGAAACACUUCCUUUGUUUCCAAUUCAUGGCGGUACCCACCAUGAUUUCUUCAGCAUGAAGUCGGCAGAUUUGUCAUCGGAUGGAGGUUACUAUACCGGAGGAAACUGGUACCGCUCCGAUGGCCGGGCUUCCCUUGAGCUCAGUCUUAACUCAUAUGGAUAUUAUAACUGA